Messenger RNA from Amoebophrya sp. A25, 669 nucleotides. The record is from the annotation of a GenBank genome assembly. Lineage: Eukaryota; Dinophyceae; Syndiniales; Amoebophryaceae.
GUAAAUAUGUCCAUGUCAAUAUGAUUCAGAUUCUGGUGCGUUAGCAAUUUGAUUUACCACAAUCAAGAAAAAUAAUGAAGUCCUCCUUGCUCCGUCUACCAGGGUCGAAUCCAAAUCCUCUUUGCUGUCGAAUGAACCAGCGGGUCAAGAAGAUGCUACCAACGGCUUUCCUCCUUGUUUCCUCUCUGCUAGGGGCCGUGAUGGCGGCGCGCAUGGGACUUCCAGAGCCACAAAACUUAUGAUUUACAUGAACGUUACAGCACUAAGCUGCCUUUGAGCUUGUGGUUGUGCUUGAGGACUAUAGAAAAUAACCUGAGAAUAUAGUGUAGCAGUAGCUGCCGAGAUAGAUUUAGAGAAGAGAUUGAGAUCUAUUUGGAUUUCUGUUUGGUUAUUACAUCUUCGAGGGAGAAGCAAGAGCAACUACAACCAAGCCAGUUGAAGGCCAUCCGCUAAAAAACGCUUUUUUACUACCAGGAGGGAGAGGCCGUACUGCCUUGCAGCAGCCUCUGUUAUCUAGCAGAUACGGUGAAGACAGUAAAGCGGAUGAACACCCGAACACUAGAGAUGGCACGCCUAGGCUACACCGAUGGAAAACAGGGGCUGCUAGAUAUAUGGCGCCAAAUAGCCGACGGGGCGCCUCCCGAGAGCGUCGUUCCCUGGAGGAAGGAG